Molecule: messenger RNA, 1599 nt
Organism: Saccharomycopsis crataegensis
Lineage: Eukaryota; Fungi; Ascomycota; Saccharomycetes; Ascoideales; Saccharomycopsidaceae
Gene: YCT1
Product: Yct1p
Exons: 1
Coding region: 1-1599 (532 amino acids)
Biological process (GO): transmembrane transport; L-cysteine transport
Cellular component (GO): membrane
Molecular function (GO): L-cysteine transmembrane transporter activity
Source: RefSeq, a predicted model, not a curated record
AUGUCAUCCUCUAGCAUAGACAGAGACUCACACAACAUCAAGACUGAACAAGAGCCAAACGUUGAAGCGGUUCACGAAGAUGUCAUUACCAGCUAUAAGGUGAUCAGAUCCAGGGAUGCUGAUGUUAUGUUAAGGUUUUUGGAUGAACAUGGUGAUGAAGUCCCUGAAAUCACUCCCGAGGAAGACCGCAAGCUCGGUAGAAAAUUGAUGUGGAUUAUUGUCGGUUUAACAUCUUUGGUUGACUUAUUGCUUUACUCUGAUAAAGCCGUUGCCUCAUAUGCGUCGCUUUUUGAGUUUUGGGACGAUACUGGAUUGACUCAGAACAAAUAUAAUAAUUCCAACACCCUAUUCUAUGUUGGUUACAUCAUUGGCCAAAGCAAUAUGUACUUUGUUCAAAAGCUCCCAAUCGGAAGAUUAUUGACCUUUGUAACAUUUGCUUGGUCUGCCAUCAUCUUAUUACAUUGUACUUUAUAUAAUUAUCAAGGGGUUUAUGCCAUCCGGUUCUUCCUUGGAUAUGCAGAAUCUAUUGCUUUGCCUAUUUUAAAUACUACAAUGGCUCAGUUCUUGACCAAAGAAGAAAAAGCGGCUACCGCCCCAAUUUUCUAUUCUACUUGUGUUGGGGUUACCAUUCCUGUUGGUUUCAUCGCUUAUGGGAUUUUGAAUGCUAAAAACCCACCAAUUCAUCUUUGGAAAUUGUUUAUCAUUAUCAUUGGUGGGCUCAGUUUCCUCUUGGCAGUGCUUGUAUUUUUCAUCUAUCCAAACAAUCCUUCUGACGCAAAGUUCUUAUCUACAAAGGAAAAAGUGUGGACAAUUAGAAGAGUUCAAAAAACCACCGGGUCUGCAAUCGAGACUAAGAUUUUCAAGAAACAUCAAAUGGUUGAAGCAUUGAAGGACCCAAUUUCCUGGCUCUUCGCUUUAUUUUUCCUUUUGCAACAACUUGCCAACAACUUGCCUUACCAACAAACAUUGCUCUUUGAAUCAAUUGGAAGAAUCACCAACCUUGAUUCCACUUUAGUUUCUGUGGCUUCUGGAGGGUUCGCUGUGUGUUGUUGUAUUGCUGCCACCACCAUUAUGCUCUAUUUCGAAAAUCUCACUGCUUUCUCGGUAGUAUUCUGGACAAUUCCUUCAUUUGUUGGUUCAAUUGCUUUGGCCACUAUUCCUUGGGGGAAAAACAUUGCUUUACUCGCCAUGUUAUGUUUGGCAUCUCCAGCAUUCGGGGUUCCUUGGAUUUUGAUGUUCAGUUGGAGCAGUGCCUCUGCCUCUGGUCAUACCAAGAAGAUCACCAGAAAUGCCAUGGUUAUGGUGGCUUACGCGGUUUCAAAUAUCAUUUCCCCACAAUUAUGGCAAGAAAAAGACGGCCCAAGAUAUAUUCCUGCAUGGAUUGUCCAAAUUGUCUUGUCGUUUUUCGUUGCCCCAUUAAUCGCCAUAGUUAUCUGGGUUAUCUUGAAGAGAAGAAAUACUCAAAGAUUGGAAAAACUUGCCCAAGAUCAAGACAGUGUUGCAGGUUACGUCGAAAAAGACGGUGAAAAAGUUAAGGUUAAUAUCGCUUCUUUGGAUUUGACUGACUUGGAAAAUGAAAGAUUUAUUUACCCAUUAUGA